Messenger RNA from Vanessa atalanta (red admiral), 964 nucleotides. Its product is annotated as zwei Ig domain protein zig-8-like. The record is from RefSeq and is a predicted model, not a curated record. Bases 46 to 951 code for a protein of 301 amino acids. Gene Ontology annotation, cellular component: neuron projection membrane. Gene Ontology annotation, biological process: synapse organization. The transcript has 7 exons. NCBI's taxonomy places the organism in Eukaryota, Metazoa, Arthropoda, Insecta, Lepidoptera, Nymphalidae.
UGAACAUUUCGUAUAACGAAUGGAUUCGUCAAGGCUAGUACGGCGAUGACGUGGCCAGUCGAAAUGCGAGCAGCUCGUCUCUUGGGCUACCGGCUCAAGAUUGGUCUGGUGGUUAUUAUCAUCAUGGUUCUUGGGUUCUUCAAUGAGAGUCAAGGUACCGCACAUUACGGCGAGGAUAGCGUCGGCUCGUUUCCAUACUUCGAGUACAAUGUCCCCAGAAAUGUGACAACAGUGGUUGGACAGACUGCCUUCCUGCAUUGCAGGGUUGAACAGCUUGGUGACAAGGCGGUCUCGUGGAUAAGGAAAAGGGAUCUUCAUAUUUUGACAGCUGGAAUUUUAACGUAUACAUCCGAUCAAAGAUUUCAAGUUAUCAGACCAGACAAAUCAGAGAACUGGACGCUGCAAAUCAAAUUUCCACAAGAACGAGACGCUGGUAUCUACGAAUGUCAAGUUAACACGGAGCCGAAGAUGUCUUUGGCGUUUCAACUAAAUGUUGUCGAAGCGAAAGCAAAGGUCCUUGGUCCGGCGGACUUGUACGUGAAGACAGGAAGUUUGCUGUCGUUAACCUGCAUCCUGAGUCAAGGUCCUCAUGAUCUGGGGACGAUAUUUUGGUAUAAGGGAUCAAAAUUAAUAGAAUAUAAGGAAGUAGAUGCGAAUGAAAUUGUGGAAGAGCCAAGAAUCAGGCUUAGAACAGAAUGGACGGAGCAGCUCACGUCUCGUCUGACGAUCGACAAACUUUUGCCGACUGACAGCGGGAACUACAGCUGCGUGCCAACAAUGGCUGAAGCUGCUUCUGUGAAUGUUCACGUUAUAAACGGUGAGCACCCAGCAGCAAUGCAACACGGAAACGCGAACACUGCGUCACCGUGUGCCCUAUCCGUUAACUUAGUAAUUUCAUUAUAUUGCACCCUCGCGACGAUUUACACCAGCACCGUUGACGGCUUCAGAUGAAAAUUACACAAAA